CAUUUCCUUCUCCAAUGGAGUUCUUCUCUGAGAGUGAGAGGAAUCACUGAAAAAAUAAUACUGACCAUUUCCCAAAAAGUUAUGUACUUAUUCUGACGAAAUCUGCAGGAAAUUCUCAAUUUUUUUAAAAGAAGUAGCUUUUUGGAGUUAUGGAGACGGAGAUUCCUAGGUCAACGGAGAUAUCAGAGACAUUGUUGUUACCAGAAACGAAUCUAGAUCACGGUGAAUAUGUACCCGAGUGGAAGGAACAGAUCACGAUUCGAGGCUUGAUCUCUAGCGCCUUGUUAGGGAUUUUGUUCUGUAUCAUUACCCAUAAGCUCAAUCUAACAAUCGGAAUCAUUCCUUCGCUUAAUGUAGCUGCUGGUCUUCUCGGCUUCUUCUUCAUCAAGUCGUGGACUGGGUUCUUGUCUAAAUUAGGGUUUUUAUCUAAACCCUUUACUAAGCAAGAGAACACUGUUAUUCAGACUUGCGUUGUCUCCUGCUACGGCCUUGCUUAUAGCGGAGGAUUUGGUUCGUAUUUGAUAGCUAUGGAUGAAAGGACAUAUAAGCUCAUUGGUUCUGAUUAUCCUGGAAACAAUCCUGAAGAUGUUAUAAAUCCUGGAUUGUGGUGGAUGACUGGCUUUUUAUUUGUAGUUAGCUUCCUCGGUCUCUUCUGUCUCGUUCCACUUCGCAAGUGUAUCUUAGGUGAUGAUUUUGGAUUACAAGCUUACGUAUCCCAGUGGAACCGCUACAGCAAUGUUGAUUAACAGUUUCCACAACAAUACUGGAGCUGAGCUUGCAGGAAAACAAGUCAAAUGUCUUGGGAAAUACCUGAGCCUUAGCUUAGUUUGGAGUUGCUUCAAGUGGUUCUUUAGUGGUAUUGGAGGUGCAUGUGGGUUUGAUCACUUUCCCACACUUGGUUUGACUCUAUUCAAGAACACGUUUUACUUUGAUUUCAGUCCUACUUUUAUUGGAUGUGGCAUGAUAUGUCCCCAUUUGGUGAACUGUUCGGUUCUUCUUGGUGCUAUCAUCUCUUGGGGUUUUCUCUGGCCAUUUAUAUCACAGCAUGCUGGGGACUGGUAUCCAGCUGACCUUAAAGCCAACGAUUUCAAAGGUCUCUAUGGAUAUAAGGUAUUUAUCGCCAUUUCUAUCAUCCUUGGUGACGGUCUCUACAACCUCAUUAAGAUCAUUGUUGUCACUGUGAAGGAAAUCUGCAACAAAAGCUCCAGACAACACAACCUACCUGUCUUUACCGACAUUUUAGAUAAAAGUAAGACCUCAGUAUUAAUGCGGGAGAAGAAGAAAAGAGAUAUCAUAUUUCUCAAGGACCGUAUACCCCUCGAGUUUGCGGUUUCUGGUUAUGUGGGUCUUGCAGCUAUUUCAACCGCUAUAAUCCCGUUGAUAUUCCCACCAUUGAAAUGGUACUUUGUCCUCUGUUCAUACUUAGUUGCCCCGGGUCUUGCUUUUUGCAAUUCUUAUGGAGCCGGGCUCACAGAUAUGAGCAUGCCUUCAACCUACGGAAAGACUGGUCUUUUCAUCGUUGCUUCAAUUGUAGGAAAUAAUGGUGGAGUCAUUGCCGGUUUAGCAGCAUGUGGCAUUAUGAUGUCAAUCGUCUCAACUGCAGCGGAUCUCAUGCAGGAUUUUAAAACAGGUUACCUCACACUAUCAUCUGCAAAAUCCAUGUUUGUAACUCAGCUUUUGGGUACAGCAAUGGGUUGCAUAAUCGCUCCUCUCACGUUCUGGCUGUUUUGGACUGCUUUUGAUAUUGGAGAUCCUGAUGGUCUAUACAAAGCACCUUACGCGGUCAUCUACCGCGAAAUGGCUAUUCUCGGGGUCGAAGGCUUUGCCAAACUGCCCAAACACUGUUUGGCACUUUGUUGUGGAUUCUUCAUCGCUGCUCUGAUUGUAAAUCUAAUUAGAGACAUGACACCACCAAAGAUCUCUAAGUUGAUACCACUUCCAAUGGCAAUGGCUGGUCCAUUCUACAUAGGAGCUUACUUCGCCAUCGACAUGUUCGUAGGAACCGUGAUAAUGCUCGUAUGGGAACGGAUGAAUAAGAAAGACGCAGAUGAUUACUCGGGUGCAGUAGCUUCAGGUCUGAUCUGCGGAGAUGGAAUUUGGACCAUCCCAUCCGCAAUUCUUUCUAUAUUAAGAAUCAAUCCACCCAUUUGUAUGUACUUUAGACCAUCCUAGACAUUGUUAUCAUGUUAAAAAUUUGUUGCAUUAUGGCAGAUAAUAGAGUUUUUAUAUCUCACUCUAGAACACAAAGUGCCAAUAGCAACAAGUAUGUGGCAUAAAGUCAAACAGACAAGGUUGACCAACGAAA
Arabidopsis thaliana (thale cress) is the source of this 2305-nucleotide messenger RNA. RefSeq names its product YELLOW STRIPE like 4 (gene YSL4). The coding region runs from base 688 to 2172 and encodes 494 amino acids. Gene Ontology annotation, cellular component: membrane. The record is from RefSeq and is marked reviewed. The transcript has 7 exons. Lineage: Eukaryota; Viridiplantae; Streptophyta; Magnoliopsida; Brassicales; Brassicaceae. Gene Ontology annotation, biological process: oligopeptide transmembrane transport. Gene Ontology annotation, molecular function: oligopeptide transmembrane transporter activity.